GCAACACAAGAUUGCCCACUGUCAUCGGUCAUGUAAAUACAUUUUCUAUUAUAGGCCAAAACCCCAAAAUUUGGCCUGUAUAUAAAUUACAACCAUUUCAAUUAUGAUAUGAUUCCAUAUCAUAUGGGAAAAAUAUCAUUGCGGUUUCAGUGAAAAUAUCAAAUUGUAUAUGUAUACGAGAUAUCGUUUAAUGAUAUAACCUCUUGUUCUAUCUCUAUUUUUAAUUUUGUAGUGAUCUCUGGAUCUUUAUAUUCUUCAACAAAAAUGUUUUGUAGAAAAAUAAUAAACGUCCUUAAACUCCAGCAGUCUUUGAAGCCCAUGGCCAUGCAUAAACUCAGCAUGCCAGUGGUUCACAGUCAACAAAGAAGAUUCAAGAGUGAUUUAUAUGAACCUGAUUACCUAAUAAGCAUGGAACCUGAUGAACCAGUAUAUGAUUGCCUCAACCUGCAGGUGAAGGGCUAUGAUUUUGCCCUGUUGGAAGCCUAUCAAAGUCAACUCCAUAAAUAUGCUGAAGUUAUGGGAAUUCAAGUUGAUGAAUGCUGGGCAACACCGGCACAGAAAAUUAAAGUACAAAGAUUUAAGCCAGGUGGCACUGCAGUUGAUGCUGAGUACAAUCUUAAUAUCUACGAGAGGAAUGUACAGGUUACCGAUGUUCCAGCCUGGGCUCUGGGCACACUACUGCGUGUAGCGCGUGCGUUAUUGCCCGAAGGCUGCACAUUGCGCGUGCAUGAGCACGAGAUUGCUCAUGAAGAGGUCCGUUAUGUGCCUGAUAAUCAACUCAUUGAACUUAAACAGCAACUUCAGGACAUGGGUGGCAGCCGCGCCGAAAGGAAAAAGAGAAAAUAAAUUAACCUGUUAAAUUAGUGUGUAUUUUAGCAAUUUUAGAAUAAAAUAUUAUGUUAAUUUGUUUAUAAA
Molecule: messenger RNA, 915 nt
Organism: Spodoptera frugiperda (fall armyworm)
Lineage: Eukaryota; Metazoa; Arthropoda; Insecta; Lepidoptera; Noctuidae
Gene: mRpL48
Exons: 5
Coding region: 265-846 (193 amino acids)
Cellular component (GO): mitochondrial ribosome
Source: RefSeq, a predicted model, not a curated record